This is a messenger RNA of Entrophospora sp. SA101, 1332 nucleotides long. The record is from the annotation of a GenBank genome assembly. Lineage: Eukaryota; Fungi; Glomeromycota; Glomeromycetes; Entrophosporales; Entrophosporaceae.
AUGCAAGGAAAAUUUCACAUCAUGAUUGAAUCAAUGGAAUCAAUGAAACGAAAAAUGGAAGAUUUAGAGUUUCAGGUGAAGAGAGUAAGGAUCUCAUCUGAAGCCUCAACAAUCCCUACACAAGAAAUUGAUAAUGAAACAGAUAUUGUGAGAUCUAUUAUGUCAAAUCCACAUAAUGUGAUGUACUUUCCUUUUGCUGUCAAUAUACAAGAAUCUAUCAACUAUAUAAGUAUAUCAAAUCAUGCUCACAAAGGGCGUUUCCAUGAUCCUCCUACUUCUAGUGCUGAAAGAGAUUAUCAAGAAUAUUUUAGACAACAAUGUAUACCUCUGACAGUGGAAAAGGUAAAUGAAGAGAUUAUCUACCAUUGCACUGCAUGUGCAGUUCUUAAGUAUGAUAAUUCAGGAUGGCAGUGGCUUAUUACACUUCUUCAAUGGACUCCAGAAGAAUUAGGGUGGAGAGAGACAGAAAUUUCUUACAAUAAAAAUUCUGAUUGCAUUAAACUUCUAAAAUGGCUAGGACAUGGAAGAACUGCACAGGUCUUUGAGGGGAUUGUUUUAAAGGGACAGCAUGCAGAUCACAGGAUUGCAUUAUAUAAUGAAGAAUUGAAGGAUCUGUUAUCUGAUAAUGAUCGAGAUAAAUUGAUAGUUUCCAUGAAGGGUUUGAAGAAUCAUAAAGAGAUGGAUAUAAACAAUGCCAGUGAGGGCAUUGAUAUUUCAAAGCAAGGGGUGAUUAGAAGGAAAACUGCAGAAACCAACUAUAAUAAAAAGUCAAGUCGUUCCCACUCAAUAUUUACAGUAACAGUUGAAAUGUCAUUGAAUGAUGAAAAAUUGACAAAAGUUGAAAAAUUGAAUUUUGUCGACUUGGCAGGAUCAGAAUGUGUUGCUCUCACAGGUACCAAUGACACACGCUCAAAAGAAACCGGAAACAUCAAUACUAGCUUGUUAACACUUGGUCGAUGCAUUAAUUUACUUGGUGAAAAUUCUGGACAUGGGCAUGUUCCUUAUACCAAAUUGACCCAAUUAUUAAAAGAUUCAUUUGGUGGAAACACCAAAACAACAAUGAUUGCAACUAUAUCACCGGUGGAAGCAAACUUAUCAACAUUAAAUUAUGCAAGUCAAGCCAAAAAUAUCAUUAAUAAGCCAGUCAUAAACAGGAAGGAAGGACCUUGUAAUUUACAAAAUGAAAUAUUUAAAGAAGAAAAUACAAAAAUCAAAGAUUUGCAUGAUCUAAAUCAGAAUUUGAAUUUAGAUGAAAAAGAUGGAUCAGUGCGAAAAGCAAUGGCGGAAUUACAAAAAUCAGUUAAUGAUGACCCUGAAGAUGAUAUUGAAGAG